Messenger RNA from Trichoplusia ni (cabbage looper), 595 nucleotides. RefSeq lists its product as uncharacterized. The record is from RefSeq and is a predicted model, not a curated record. Bases 146 to 595 code for a protein of 149 amino acids. Lineage: Eukaryota; Metazoa; Arthropoda; Insecta; Lepidoptera; Noctuidae. The transcript has 5 exons.
CUCCCUCCUCAGCUGUCUUUGCCGGUUAUUUUUAGGUUAAAUUCUAAAAUAAAUUGAAGAAAGCUGCUGUGGUACAUACUUUUCUAUGGUUAUGAAACAAUAGAGUGGAUCUCUGUCGCCUCGGGAGCGCCAGUCUUUGUGAACCAUGUCAGGCGAUGUGCAGCCAAGAAAACGUAAAGAUAAGAAAAAGAAAAAAGAUGAUUUAGGUGUAGAAGAACCUCGUGGGACGGAGGCGGCGCUCGGCGAAGGCGAUGUCUUCAUGCACUCUUACCACGACCAUGGCACCGGAGGACACUGGUGUGCCAAGAUCAUAUUCUUCUCAUUACUGGCUGUGCUCAUAACUCUUAUAGGACUGAUCAUAUUGGAAAAUAGAGGUCUUACUGAAUUGGAAGCAAAUUCUGUGGAAUCUCGGUACUCUGGUGUUCUUGAAGGUUGGUUAGAGGAUGCACCUGAUGAUGAUCAUCAUGACGAACAUACACUGGAACUGAAACACCAUGAUCUUGAGCAAGAUCAUAGCCCAGAAGAUGACCAUGAUGAUGAAGAUGAAGAGCAUGGGAUGUUGAUGAUCAUGACGAUGAUGAUGAUCACGAUUUAG